Molecule: messenger RNA, 1394 nt
Organism: Dacryopinax primogenitus
Lineage: Eukaryota; Fungi; Basidiomycota; Dacrymycetes; Dacrymycetales; Dacrymycetaceae
Exons: 3
Coding region: 96-1328 (410 amino acids)
Source: RefSeq, a predicted model, not a curated record
UGAGGGAGAAGGGUGGCGGGGCAUCUCAUAAAAGGUAUAUACAUCCACCCCGUAUCCUCUACCUUCUCCCACUUCCUUCUUCAUCGUUGCCAACCAUGUUGCGCACUUCUCUCUCCCGUACCGCUUUCCGCCCAGCCAGAAAUCCCCACAUUCUCCCAAGGCGGUUCAACUCCACCCAACCCAGGCAAGGGAGCGCGUUCGUCUCCAACUUCCUCUCUGCUAUCCUGGGUGGUGGUGUCGUCCUCGGCGGUAUUUACGGGUAUUACCAUUGGUCCGGUGCGGCAAAAUUCGUUCAAGGGGCGCAGAAAUUCCGUGACAGCGCCGUGCAAGCGCGGGAUAAAGCCCUAAAAAACGUGCCGUCUACCUCACAGGCCAUUGCAUACCUCCGCCAGACCGCUCAUGCGUACACGCUCCUCAUCCCAGGCGGGAAGAAGUAUGUCGACGAGACGUUCGACAACCUCGAGGAGGCGAGUAGGAAGCAUGGGCCUGAGGUGGACGGGAUCAUCGGCAGAGCAUAUGCAGAGCUGAGGAAGGUGGUCGAUGAAGGUGAAGCGGACCUCGAGACUGCGAGGAAGGUCGCCGGCGUCUUGGCGCGGAGGGGGAAGGAAUUGGCGGAGUUGACCCGGAAGGCUGGAGGGGACUUCUUGGACAAGUACCCCGGGGCCGAGGAGGGGCUUGGGAAGGCGUAUGCGGAGAUGGAAAGGUUUGCUUUCCAAAGGGGAGAGGAGGGAAAGAAGGCUAUGGAGGAUGUCCGCAAGCAGCUGGGAGAGAUGCUCAGCAAGGGUGGAGCAUCGACGGACGAAGUCGUCAGCAAGGCUAAGGAGAUGCUGAGCCGAAGGCAGCAGGACCUGCGUGGGGUGGGCGAGAAAGUGUGGAAGGAAGGAAUGGACAGAGCCAAGCCGUACCUCGACAAGCUUCCUGAGUUGCGUAAAACUCUCGACGAGCACAGGGGCACAUUCGUUGGUGCCGUCUCUGGAAAGUCGGGUGAGGUAUGGGACCGGUUGCGCCAGGCUGCAGAGGGCAAGGAUAAGAAGAAGACUGUGCAGGAGUUUAAGGAUUGGGUUAAUGAGAAGGAGGAAGAGGCAACUGAGGCGGGCGAGGAGACGUGGGAUAAGUUGGAGGAGACGAUCAAGCUCCUCCCUGGGGGACAGGUGGCACUCGAGUCUACCCCCGAGCUGCAAAAGUACACGGACGCACUUAAGCAGAAGGCUCCAGAGGCAAAAAAGGUUGCGGAAGAGGCGUGGUCCGAGAUCCUGGCCGUGCUCAAGGAAAAGGGAAAGAAGAUCAAGCAGCUGGGAAAGGAGGGUAAAGAGGAGGUCAAGAAGUGAGUUGCUCGAGGAUGGGGACUGGAACCACCUGAAAGCUGCGUCUUGUACACUAGCGCUGGAAACGAA